GACCAGGGGCGGCAGAUCGCUUUCACCGACUCACAGCAACAGGUGGUCUCCGCUGCAGACGGACGACAAACAAGAUUCACUCUCCUGAAGGCUGAGCCCAAUGGAGCAGAACAGUUAAUGUGGCGGAAAUUUAAAGAGAACAUCACAAGUAUUUGUGCUUAUUUUGUUGGCUGACAAACAGUUCGGAGGACUUUGGGGUUCUUCACUGGAAAUAUCAGGAGUUUGAGGGAUUUCAUGCUCACUUUGCUCCACUACAGAGUCCACAUCUGUGCCACACAGCGUGGUUCAUCAACAUCAACAAAUGCAUCCACACGCCCACCCGCAUGUCUUCACUCCAAUCCUGCACACUUCCUCAACCAUCCUACCAGCUCCAACUGUGAUGGGAACUCAGGACAGAAAUUUCAACAUGCAGCUUCCAACACAAAUGACAUCGAGGACCUCUUUUGCUCCAGUCAGUGCCUUUAAAACACCAACACAGAAGUCUGUCAAACCACCACAAAUGCAGCAAAGACCCAACCGUCUACAUCAAGGAUAUUGUGGAUUCUGUUUCUAUUUCAAAUCCCGAGGGAGAUGGGGUGCACUGCAUGUCUGUAUCGCAUGGAAAAUUCACUACCACAAACAACUCAAGCAAAUGCUGCAAAAACCCAACAGUCUACAUCAAGAGAAUCCUGUCACCAGUUUACCCGACUCAGUGCAACACAAGGAAUCACAGCAGCCCUCCUGCAUGCAUCCGUAUUUGGACUUCUCAUGUGGACACAAUGCAUUUGGAAACACGUGUGAAAGGAGUGAAACUGGCAGAAUAAACCACAACAGAAGUUACCCUUCUGACGUUCGCACACCUUCACCAGCGUCUUGCCACAGUCGUGCAACAAAGAGGGAGCAGCCGGACCAGCCUCCAAACCUGCACUGGAGGGAGAAACCUGAUGAGAAGGAGAAACACAGGAGCUGUCAAACCGACACAAUGAAGGAUUUAUGUCUUACAGAGAAAUCACAGGACCCAAAGGUGACUCCAGAUCUUGUUGGCAGACACAGCAGCUCAGUUUACAGGAAAAGGCAGCUUGAGUGUGAAAGCUUCAUUAAAGUAAAGAGGGCGAAGCAGGAAAUCCUGGAUAACCAGUUUAGUGGUUCUAAGAAUCUGCACUCUGAUCAAUCUCCACUUAUUACGACUCACACACAUCCAGCUUCACACAUUGUACAAAGGCAGCAUAUGAACUUAAGUGAUUUAUCUGUCUUGCAUCCUAACAGCAGUAGAUGCAGCAUCUCUUUUCCAGUCACUGAACUGGAUCCCUACAAAGCUACUUCAUGGGACCAAAUGUUAGACAUUCACAGGAGAAUGGAUCUUCGUGAUAGACAAAAUGUGCUCAAAGACUACUCACUGAAUUCCUGCAAAGUAAUCAGGAUACCUGCUGCAGCUCAGAGGCAACAAAAUGCUCUUUAUGGUUUCUAUGCACCCCCUCUGUAUUUCCCUCCGGCUCUGAGGCAGCAGGAGAUCGUUUACCUGAGAGGAAGGGAAACACUCGCAUCAAGAGAUGUUUCACUACCACUGCAGACGUCACCGCCCUCAUCCUGGCAUUCUGGAAACGUCCUACCCGGAACUGUAAAUCUCAAGGGACUAUCUGAUAAAAAAGGAGAGCAGAUAUUAUCACAACAACAAUCACUCAAUAAUAGUUGAGUUCAGUGUGCAUCGUUUCAGUAGCGCUCCAUGCUGUCCCAAAUGUGAAAACCCAGAGAAAGUGGAGAGCUUUUGAUUACAGUCAAGUAUUACUAACAAAAGAUGCACAAUAGCUUUAGAUAGGGAAAGAGAAUUGUGAAUAAAGCUUGUUGUCCUGGAUAUGUGACUUUCUUACAAUAUGAUUCCCAUGUAAAACUGGUUCUUUCAUUAAACUCAUUAACAUUA
Molecule: messenger RNA, 1897 nt
Organism: Amphiprion ocellaris (clown anemonefish)
Lineage: Eukaryota; Metazoa; Chordata; Actinopteri; Pomacentridae
Exons: 7
Coding region: 302-1672 (456 amino acids)
Source: RefSeq, a predicted model, not a curated record